Euleptes europaea (tarantolino) is the source of this 954-nucleotide messenger RNA. It is a transcript of the gene CDCA4, whose product is annotated as cell division cycle associated 4. NCBI's taxonomy places the organism in Eukaryota, Metazoa, Chordata, Lepidosauria, Squamata, Sphaerodactylidae. Gene Ontology annotation, molecular function: transcription regulator activity. Bases 92 to 880 code for a protein of 262 amino acids. Gene Ontology annotation, cellular component: nucleus. The transcript has 2 exons. The record is from RefSeq and is a predicted model, not a curated record.
UUGAAUUGACUGAAGAUGCAUUUAUUUCUUAUCUACAACUCUCAGGUAGGUGGUGCUAGAACACCUGCUGUAUGGAAUCUUGUUCUGUAAUAUGGGGGAAGAGGAAGGAGUGCACCAAACGCAAUUACUGGACACAAUGUUUGUACGCGGACUGAAGAGAAAAUGCAUUGACGGAGAGGAAGAUAUCGAAGGAACUUUAGCUGGCUUUAAAGCUAUUCCUUCUUACAACCUACAGCGCCAGUCACUACUGGACAUGUCUCUGGUUAAACUUCAACUGUGUCACAUGCUCGUCGAACCUAAUCUCUACCGUUCGGUACUUAUAGCUAAUACGGUACGGCAGAUCCAAGAAGAAAUGACCCAAGACGGGACUUGGCAGAUGAUAAGCGCACAGAGUACAGGACCGUCUUCUUUGGACCGUCUGGUUUCGACAGACAUUCUCUGUCGUUCUUCGAAGGAGCAACCUGAAGAAAAGCUGGUCCAAGGUUAUAGUGGCUUCUCAAAAGACUUUGAAGACACGCAGUUACAAGGGAGCUCAGAAAUCUUACGGCCUGCUCCAGUGCAAGCUCCCAGAGACCUUCAGAAUAACGUGUGGGAAAUGGAGUGCCCUGCAGAAAACAGAGGAAAUUUCCACAAGUCGUUAGAUCAAAUAUUUGAAACCUUAGAAACAAAAACACCCGAUUCUGUGGAAGAUCUUUUUUCAGAAGUCGACAGUUCCUAUUACAAUCUCGACACGGUCUUAACGGGGAUGAUGGGUGGCACGAAAAUGGGACACUGCGACGUGCUCGAGACGUUUCCUCAAGCGAGCACCAGUUCUAACUCUAACUGUAAAUCGGAGCUUAACGAGCUCGAUCAUUUUGUGGAGAUCCUGGUUGAGUCUUGAGGCUGAGGGUGAAAGUGACGUCCUUUGAGGAAGCCAGAUGCGGAGCAGUCACGCUUUCAGAUAGCUUGUUCUCU